CACGGUCCUUCAACUCUUUCCAAAAGUUGCUAUACUCGGCAUAAAAUGGCUUCACAUUUGGCCAACAUUUUCGGCACAGAACAGGAUCGUGUCAACUGCUCCUUCUACUACAAAAUCGGUGCUUGCAGACACGGCGAUCGGUGUUCGCGCAAGCACAUCAAGCCGCCGUUCUCUCAGACGAUACUGCUGAACAAUGUUUACCACAACCCGGCGCACGACCCGAACUGCAAGCUCUCGAGCCAGGAGCUGCAGGACAACUUCGACCAGCUGUACGAGGACCUAUACAUUGAGCUGUCCAAGUUCGGCCAUCUUCUCGAGCUUCACGUGUGCGACAACAUCGGCGACCACCUUAUCGGCAACGUGUACGCACGGUACGAGUGGGAGGCUGAGGCACAGGCUGCCGUCGACGCGCUCAACGACCGAUGGUAUGCCGGCCGGCCGUUGUACGCCGAGCUGUCUCCCGUCACGGACUUUCGUGAGGCUUGCUGCCGGCAAAACGAGAACGGCGAAUGCAACCGCGGGGGGUACUGCAACUUUAUGCACCUGAGGAUUGCGAGCAAGGACCUUGUGAAGAGCCUCGAGGUUAGCCAGCGGUUAGAGAGGCGGAUGCAGGGGAAGGAGAACUCGAAUGCGGGAGCCGGAGCUGGGUGGCAGCCACCGAGCGCAAGCAAGAGGGCGAGGAGCCGGAGUCCCGCGAGAGGUGGUGAGGGGGAGGACAGAUACAGGCCGGCGCCGGCGUCGUCUGGUACUGGAGAGGACAGGUGGCGUCCUGGUGGUGGUGCCCCGCCGACGAGCGAGGACCGCUGGAGACCUGGCGGAGGCACUGGGACGACGGGAGAAGAUCGUUGGAGGCCCGGCCGCUAGGCAUGUCAUGUAUGCAGUUGCCAUGUUUUACACCUUGAUCUGGUUACCUACCCUAGCCACGUUGCGCUGAGAGCUUGUAAGUAGCG
This is a messenger RNA of Dacryopinax primogenitus, 950 nucleotides long. Its product is annotated as RNA-binding domain-containing protein. The transcript has 2 exons. The record is from RefSeq and is a predicted model, not a curated record. Gene Ontology annotation, cellular component: U2AF complex; spliceosomal complex. Lineage: Eukaryota; Fungi; Basidiomycota; Dacrymycetes; Dacrymycetales; Dacrymycetaceae. Gene Ontology annotation, biological process: mRNA splicing, via spliceosome. Bases 46 to 864 code for a protein of 272 amino acids. Gene Ontology annotation, molecular function: pre-mRNA 3'-splice site binding; metal ion binding.